This is a messenger RNA of Cuscuta epithymum, 1306 nucleotides long. The record is from the annotation of a GenBank genome assembly. Lineage: Eukaryota; Viridiplantae; Streptophyta; Magnoliopsida; Solanales; Convolvulaceae.
CUUUCCGGGUAGGCCCUGUGAACCCGGAUAUCGCACUCCUCUCUACCAUUCAGAACCUCAAAUUGAAAUUUCCACUGCCUUCUUCAAAUCCGAUCUCAGACUGUUCAAAGUGGCAAGAAUGAAGAGUUUCGGUAGGUUGAUAUCGCAGGCCGCUCUCGGCCGUAGCCUCAUUAGAACCUACGCGGCGGAAAACGGAGGUCUUCGAGCGUAUUGCCGUCUUAUAUUCGCUCCUACUUCAACGAAAGUGAUAUCUUCUCUCUCCGGCUUGUCUUCUUUGAAGUCAUCAUCUCUUCCUUCCUCGCUGCACUUGUCUCCAUGGGCAACGAUCGGAGGCCAAAGGAGAUCCAUGUUCAUACAAACACAGUCUACUCCCAACCCAUUGUCACUAAUGUUCUACCCCGGAAAGCCAGUUAUGGAGACUGGAAGUUCAGAUUUUCCAAAUGCUCGUUCUGCAAUGACUUCACCACUUGCUAAGGCUCUGUUUGGAAUUGACGUCAUUAUGCAGGGAUAACUAGGGUAUUUUUCGGAUCUGAUUUUGUAACCGUUACAAAAUCUGAUGAUGCAACUUGGGACUUGCUUAAACCAGAAGUUUUUGCAGCAAUAAUGGAUUUCUAUGCAUCCGGGGACCCUCUUUUUCUGGAUUCGAACACUGCAUCCACCAUGGACACAGCUAUCCGAGAAGAUGAUUCAGAGACUGUUGCAAUGAUUAAGGAACUUCUUGAGACACGUAUACGCCCGGCUGUACAGGAUGAUGGUGGGGAUAUCGAGUAUAGAGGGUUUGAUGAAGACACUGGAAUGGUCAAAUUGAGGAUGCAAGGAGCAUGCAGUGGAUGCCCUAGUUCCUCUGUUACCCUCAAGUCUGGGAUUGAAAACAUGCUGAUGCACUAUGUGCCCGAGGUAAAAGGGGUAGUACAGGAGUUCUAUGAAGAUGAUAACACGGCCUUAACUGGAGCCUCCCAUGAGUGACUUUUGCUUUUUGAGAUGCAUUUUUUUUGGCUUCAUGUGCAGGAAAAUUAGUAGGAUCUUGAAUUAUCAUCAAAUUUAUUUACUUGCAGGGUAUCUGCCUUGUGGUGACUGAUGAAAACGGCCUGUAUAAUAAUUAUUGAUGAUUCUUCCUUUUUCCAAAAUUUAGCACGAGAGUUUUAUAGGAUUGCACCACCUGAAAGUCUGAAACUUGACAUGUCUUUUAAUGACAGACUUAUGUACAUAGACUAUAUCGUUACCCGUGCCGUGCACGGGAUAAAAUGAUUCUGUGUUUUAGUUCUGGCAUGUGUUUAUGGGUUAUUAUAACAAAUGGAAAAUCGUG